Molecule: messenger RNA, 1007 nt
Organism: Corylus avellana
Lineage: Eukaryota; Viridiplantae; Streptophyta; Magnoliopsida; Fagales; Betulaceae
Product: short-chain dehydrogenase/reductase 1
Cellular component (GO): membrane
Molecular function (GO): oxidoreductase activity, acting on the CH-OH group of donors, NAD or NADP as acceptor
Source: RefSeq, a predicted model, not a curated record
GAAAAACCAUACAGUUCCACAAAUAAGCGUCAACGAAUUGCAGAAAAAGUAAACAAACAUGACGAAGAGGAUUGCAGUUGUUACGGGGGCCAGCAAAGGGAUAGGAUUUGAAAUAUGUAAGCAGCUAGCUUCAAAUGGGGUGGAGGUGAUAUUAACUGCUAGAGAUGUGAAGAGGGGAAAUGAAGCUGUUGAAAAACUCAAUGCUGCUGGAUACUCCGAUGUGAUUUUUCAUCAACUUGAUGUGGGGGACAAGGCUAGCAUUUCUUCUUUUGCAAAUUUCAUCAAAACUCAAUUUGGGAAGCUUGACAUAUUGAUAAACAAUGCAGGGAUUGUUGGAUCCAUAGUCAACACAGAAGAUCAAGAGGGCUUAAAACAAGGGUAUGAUGAAGUUAUAGGUGGAAAUCGUCGAUCCUUGGAGAAAGUUUUCAAGCAAACAUUCGAAACUGCCACGGACUGUAUAAGAACAAAUUAUUAUGGGAUAAAGCUAGUGAGCAAAGAACUAAUUCCACUUCUUCAAUUAUCCAAUUCUGCAAGAAUAAUAAAUGUCUCCUCCUCCUUCGGACAGCUAAAGCAUAUCCCAAAUGAGAAUGCAAGGAAGGAGCUUGGAGAUGUACAUGGCCUCACAGAAGAGAAAGUGGACAAGGUGGUGGAAGGGUUCCUAGAAGACGUCAAGGAGAAUUUGAUACAAGUCAAAGGCUGGCCGACAAAUUUUUCUGCUUAUGUUGUCUCCAAGGCAGCUGUGAAUGCUUUUGCAAGGGUUCUUGCUAAGAAGUAUCCCAACAUUGCCAUUAACUCAGUUUGUCCUGGCUAUGUCAAGACAGAUUUGAAUCACAACACUGGGGUCUUGACUGUUGAAGAAGGAGCUAAAAGUCCUGUCAUGCUGGCUUUGAUGCCUGAAGGUGGACCUUCUGGCCUAUUCUUUGAUAGGAAUGAAGUGUCAACCUUUUAAGUGAUAAUUGGUGCAAUACGAUGCAUUUGCUCAUUUUUAUGUAACAUUUUGUAGUACU